AUGCCGAUCGUGGAGAAGCUGAGGGAGGCGCUGAAGCCGGGCCGGCCGGAGGCGGGAGAGGCUGGGGAGCUGGGCCGAUUGCUGGCUGCCUCCGCCAAGAAGGUGCUGCUGCAGAAGAUCGAGUUCGAGCCCGCCAGCCACGGCUUCUCCUGUGAGCUCCAACAGCUCCGUGGCAAGUAUGUGUUGCUCAACCCCCGGUCCGAGGCUGCCGGCCACCACCGUGGCCCCGAGGAGGAGCCACCUGGUAAGCAGGGCAGUAACCAUGCUGCAAAAGGACGCGGAGACGGGGUCCCUGCUCCCCAGAAGGUGCUUUUCCCCAUGGAACGUCUCUCCAUGAAGUGGGAGCGGAUCUAUCGGGUCGGUGCUGGCUUGCACAACCUGGGGAACACCUGCUUCCUCAACUCUACGGUGCAGUGCCUCACCUACACACCACCACUUGCCAACUACCUGCUGUCCAAGGAGCACAGCCGCAGCUGUCACCAUGGAGGCUUUUGCAUGAUGUGUAUUAUGCAGAACCACACGAUCCAGGCUUUUGCCAACAGCGGAAACGCGAUAAAGCCUUUGUCCUUCAUCCGAGACCUCAAGAAGAUUGCCCACAACAUCCACUUCGGGAGGCAGGAAGAUGCUCACGAGUUCCUGCGUUACACCAUCGAUGCCAUGCAGAAGGCCUGCUUGAAUGGCUGUACCAGGUUGGAUCGCCAGACCCAGGCCACGACGCUGGUUCACCAGAUCUUUGGCGGUUACCUGCGGUCCCGUGUGAAGUGCUCGGUGUGCAAGAAUGUCUCGGACACCUACGAUCCUUACCUGGACCUGGCGCUGGAGAUUGGGCAAGCUGCAAACAUAGUGCGGGCACUGGAGCUGUUUGUGAGGCCAGACCUGCUGGGUGGGGAGAAUGCCUACAUGUGUGCCAAAUGCAAGAAGAAAGUGCCAGCCAGCAAACGCUUCACCAUCCACCGAGCCUCCAACGUCCUCACACUCUCGCUGAAGCGCUUUGCUGACUUCGGAAGGCGCAAAAUCACAAAGGACGUGGGGUACCCUGAGUUACUGAACAUCCGCCCUUACAUGUCUCAGAAGAACGGAGAUCCCAUCAUGUAUGGGCUCUAUGCGGUGCUGGUGCACUCUGGGUUCAGCUGCCAUGCAGGGCACUACUACUGCUACGUGAAGGCCAGCAAUGGGCAGUGGUAUCAAAUGAAUGAUGACCUGGUCCGUUCCAGCAACAUCAAAGUGGUCCUCAACCAGCAGGCCUACGUGCUGUUCUACUUGAGAAUCCCCAGCCCCAGGAAGAGCUCGGAGGGAGCCAUUGCCAAAGCUGCCUCCAGCCUGUCCACUCGCACUGGCAGCUUCUCUGAUGAGGUCAAGAAAACUGUGACCUGUGGGCCACUGUCUUCACCACUGAUGGGCCGGAGACCAGACACAUUGCCAGGGAAGAAGCUGCCAGGGCCAGAGGAGGUUGGAGUCCCUGUGGCCCGUAGCACAUCUGGGACAGGGCUGAAGCUUCUCAAUGGAACUGCUCCACUGAAGCUUCCAGCUGGCUCCCUGUCACCCAAAGUGCCCCUCAAAGCCACCUGCACAGCCACAGCAUUGCCUGAUGACACAGCCCAGAGGCUCAAGAAGUCGCUCUCCUUCCUGCAGCGGCCUCUCACUCCCAGAGCAGCUCAGGGCUUCUGUGACACCAGCAACACAACUGGGGCUAAAGCAGAGCUGCCCCGGCAGAGCUCCUGGGAGAGCAAGCAGUCACCUACCUCAUCCAAGCUGCUGCUGAGCAAUGGGGAAAGCGCUGGGACCCUAGAGAGGGACUCCAGUGGCAGCAGCGCUGCCAGCCCAGCGCACAGCAUCAGGGGGAAGCUGGCCAAAGCCUCCCAAAAGGCCAAGAAUGGAACCAGCAGCUUCUGCACCUCUCAGGAAACAGACUGUGGCACAGACCUCCCUGCUGGCUCCAGUGAUGAGCUGGCUACCCCCAAAGACUCCAAGCUGGUGAAAUUGAAAACCUCCCUGCUGGGCAGCACUGCUCUGGAGCUAAGCAACACCAUGUCACCACCACCAGCUAAGAAACUGGUGCUCUCUGCGAAAAAGGGCAGCAGCCUGGGGAAAGCGAGCGGAAGUGACCACCACGCACAACCUCACCCACAAUUUGCUGAGCAUACUACCCACCCUGACUCUGCUCCCCAGCCUUUCAGCAGGGCGAGUAGGGAGAAGGGGUCCAGCCACAUCAGCCCUGGUUUCUCCAAAAAGAAGUGGCGAAAACAGCAGCAUGGAGCAGAGGGCAGCCCUUGUGCUUCACAAGGCAAGGAUGAAAUCUCCAAACCCCCCAAGAAGAAGAAGAAACUCUCUCAGGAGGGCUCAGUGUCCCUCAUGGGGAAGGAGGUGGAAGGCAAGGGUGGCCAGAAGGGGCCAAGCUGUGAGGACAUGGAGAGCAGGCCUAAGCAAUAUGUGUCAGACCCCAUGAAGCCCAUUUCCCAUCUCAAGAAGAAGAAGAAAAAGAGGAGAAUGAAGGAGACAGAAGAGUGCUGCUCUGGGACACAGUCUUUGGGCAGGGGAGUUGAGCUUGAGCUCUGGAGGACAAAGCAGCGGCAAAGUGUGGAACCUGGGACCGGAGAGAGCGAGCACCGCAAGCGCAAGCGGAGGGAAAGCCUUGGCAGUGCAGCCUUGGAGUGCCCGGCUGCCAAUGGCACCUGUGCCUCAGACAGCACCCCAGUGGCAGCACACACUUGGGACAGCCAGGAUGGAGAUGGCCACAAGCACUGGCCAGCUACUCAGAGCCCUGAGCCUGGCCAUGGUGCUGGCACAGCACGUGUGAGUGUGGUGGAGGAGCUGCUGAGGAACUCCUUGGACAAGGCUUAUGGCAAACAAGUUCUGACCUGGGAAGGUGAGAUCUCAGCUGUCAGCCAGGAUGCCAUUCGGGAUGCAACCUGGGCCCGCAGUGAGACCAUCAUCGACGAGUGGGACGAGGAGUUUGACAGAGGCAAGGUAAAGAAGGUGAAACUGAAGCGGGAGCGGAGGAGACAUUUCAAUCCCUUCCAGCAGUUGCAGAGCAAGCGCAACUUCUGGUCCAUGACGCAUCCUGCCAAGGUGACUGGCCUGAGCCACCGGCUCUGA
Indicator indicator is the source of this 3096-nucleotide messenger RNA. It is a transcript of the gene USP36, whose product is annotated as ubiquitin specific peptidase 36. Lineage: Eukaryota; Metazoa; Chordata; Aves; Piciformes; Indicatoridae. Gene Ontology annotation, biological process: regulation of apoptotic process; protein deubiquitination. The transcript is spliced from 18 exons. The record is from RefSeq and is a predicted model, not a curated record. Gene Ontology annotation, cellular component: cytosol; nucleus. Gene Ontology annotation, molecular function: cysteine-type deubiquitinase activity; cysteine-type endopeptidase activity. Bases 1 to 3096 code for a protein of 1031 amino acids.